This is a messenger RNA of Gasterosteus aculeatus aculeatus (three-spined stickleback), 767 nucleotides long. RefSeq names its product proteasome assembly chaperone 4. Gene Ontology annotation, biological process: proteasome assembly. The record is from RefSeq and is a predicted model, not a curated record. NCBI's taxonomy places the organism in Eukaryota, Metazoa, Chordata, Actinopteri, Perciformes, Gasterosteidae.
CGUUCACUUGUGCGUCCUGACGAUCGAUUGCUUUGGGCUGCCGCUCUCGCGUCACCAGGAAGCAGCGGUAGCCCUUUCUGUUUGUAGCUCGCGCCUUCGCUUUAACGUUAACCGUGGCCGGUAGAUGCGCACUUGCACGGGGAUGAGCGACGCACGCAACGGAGAGGCGUCUGCGGCCAUUACGGUGCACAAUUUCUCGGAGAGGAUUUUGGAGCAGGUGAUACACUUCCACGUGAUGAAGCUCAGCGGCGGGUUCUUCCUCUGGGUCGGUUCCAGUCCGGUUCUGUCCAACCUCGCGGUGUCGAUGGGCAGCAGAUACGAUUCGAUGCCAUUAUCUACAUUAGUCAUGGGGGACCCAUCCAAUACCGCUGCUAAUUCUAUGGCACAGAGAUUAGCAAAGAAGACCAAAAAGCAAGUGUUUGUGAGUUGCAGUCUUCCGAUGACGGACUCCAACCUCAGUCUUUCGGUGGAGCAGAGGAUCAAGAAGGAGGUGGAGCUUCACCCUGAACACUUUUGAUCACAUUCGAUUAUUUACUCCUGUUUUGUGUAGAGCUGAGGAUAAGAUGGGAAGAGGGGUAGAAGUAGCGUUUCUUCCAUUUGGAACUCCUGCAGACACUGUCGUGGUACAACAAGAAUCACCACAAACUGUCACAUCAAGUGUUCUUUUAUUGACACAAUAAAUUAAGUGGUUUAUUAUCAAAACAUGUAGGCCUAUGGCUUUUUGUACAAAUGCGUCAUAUUAAAAAAAUACCAUUAAGAAAACAGCA